AAUAUACUUUCCUUGGACUGCACUGUGUUAGUGUGUGAGCAAAGUGAUUGAAUCUUGACAAACACCGGAAUAGGUACGGUAGCCAGUGCAUAACCAGUACGUGCCAGCAGUUGUUAACAGACGUGACCGACUGCCCAAGCGGCUAACGAGCCGAUCAGUGGCGGAAAGGAUAAAAAUAAAAAAAAGCUAGAAGUAAGGAAAGCUGAUGAAGAGGUGGCAAUAGAGAGCGGAACUACUGAAGGAUACAUCAUCGUAGGAGAACAACAGUGAUGCAGCAUAGUGUAGUGGCUCUGGUGUGUCCUGCCCUGUAUGCAUCAGCCCGCCAUCUGACUCUCCUGGGACGAAGACCCAUAUCCAGGCAGUUCUUUCUUCUCAGAGCCCCUUCGGUGUGUGCAAAAGUGUCUUGGCAUGGUGCACCAAGUUGCCAGCAUCUACAGUGGGCUGGUGAGACGGUGAAGGGUGAGCCACAACUUGGGGAGGUUAAAUGGUACUGCACUUCAACAAAGCCAUACACACACAGUGAAAUAGGUGGUAGUGCUGUGAACAGUGCCAGAGCUGGUGAAAAGUUACUAACUAAUACAAAAGAAUUUGAAAGCAGUUAUAACAAACCUGGGAGUAGAAGAACAAAAGACAAAGGUGUUUUAUCAAAUGCCAUGCAUAAAAUAGAUGAGGGCAUUGUAGUAGAAGAAACUAAGGCUACAGCUGUUGUAGAAGUGAGUGAGGGAAGUAUUGAUUCAUUUUAUGGAUCAGAGGAAGAAGUGGACUUAGAGGAGUUGAUUAAAUUAGAGAUUGAGCUGCACCGCCAGGAAGGUGUCCCAGUACCUUCUGAAAUCACCCCAACCCAGUGGGAAGAAUUACUCGCCAAAUCUUCUAUGCAGGGACGUAAGAAAUAUCUUAAAUUUCUCUUUAAAAAUGAAAUGAAGAGGGAAAAUACCAAAAAGAAAAAGGAGUUGAAGAGGAAAAUUAGAGAAGAAAAAGAAAAAGAGAUGGAAGAGAAUCCAAAAGUUGGGGAAGACCAAGAUGUACACAUUCAAUAUGGUCUCUGGAGAAAUAGCAUAUUUCUCAAGAUUCUUGACACCACAAUGAAUCAUUUCUAUAACUCGCGGGUCAUCUCUGCCAUGAUGCAUGGCCAACCCUUGGUGAUAGAUAUGGGCUUCGAUGAUCACAUGGUGUCAAGGGAACGGCAAAACUGUGCCUACCAGAUCCAGAUGAUGUUAAGUGCCAACAGAACCCAUGCUGAUCCUUAUGCCUUACAUCUGUGUAAUGCACGCAGGUCUGCCGACACCAUACAGAGGCUAGAACGAUAUAUCCCUCCAUUGUUUGAGCCAGACUUCCCGCUGAUAGUGUCCCCAGAGAGCUAUGUGGACAGGUACUCCCGGGACCAGCUUGUGUAUCUCACCCCUCACUGUCAAGAAGAAAUGAUUCAUUAUGAUCAUAAUGCUGUCUAUAUCAUUGGGGGAAUAGUGGACAAAUCUUGUGGUGAACCUCUGACUCUUGCCAAAGCAAAGAAGGAAGGUAUAAAGAUGCAGAAGUUACCCCUUGACAGAUACUUAACAUGGGGAAUGGGUGGAAAGUCCCUCGCAUUGAACCACAUAGUCAAGAUUAUGUUGGAUAUGAAGCUAACAGGUGAUUGGCGAUAUGCUCUACGUCAUGUCCCAAACAGAAAACUGCGACCCCAGCCAACUGGAGAAGAAGUUGAGGACUUAAUCCGCAGGAGACUCGAGAAACAAAGAAAACACAGAUCAUACUCUUCCAAUUAUAAACCCAGGGAGUAUAAGAGGUAUUGAAUCUGUUCAAGAAAAACUUGAUUCCAGGACCAGGUCACAAUUCCAAGUGAGGUGGACGACGAGGCUGUGUGAGUUUAUUUAAGGUGACAGACAUCUCUGACCUGUGAACAUGCUGAUGUCUUCUCCUGUGAUAAUUGAAGGCACUUUGCUACUUUUAGUUCCAUAUACAAAGUUACUUUACAUAUUGUUGCUCACUUCAUUAAAUUAUAUCAAAUAUGAAUUUUGAAAUAGAAUGUAUAAAAAGAAAUUGUUUAAAUUAUUUUGAGUUUUGUUUAAAGUAGUGGAGGACCUUUGCGUAGAAAGGGGGAGUACAGUACAGUGGAAUCGAGAUAAUUCAUGAAAUACAAAUUCGCCGGUACCUCUUUACUGCUAUUUUUUUGUAUUUUGUGGUCAAAUAUUCAUAAUUUGUGACCAAGCAAUGGCUGCUGCAGCAUUUAUUUACAUAGGAAACCAUAAAAGUGUUAGAAAGAUCAUUUCAAUGUUCUGCUAUGGGAAGUAGUGCAGCUGGACUGAGAGGAACAAUUCCCUCCACACCAUCACCCUGUGUCUCCUCUAGCAUGUCAAUAUGCAAUUUCACCAUAAAUCCUAUACUAUUUAGGUUCAUUUAAUGGUAGGUUAAUAAAAUAUUAUCAUAAUAUAAUAAAUUUUUGUGAAAAAAUUACUUUCAACCCCAGAUGAGUUAAUGUGCCAUAUUAAAUUCCCAGUGCUUUGUUUGUGUUGUGUGAACAGCUGAUCAGCCCCACCCCCACCACCACUCCACUCCCUUCCAGUGUCGUGCUGCCUGUCUCAAUUUUUGACCUAUUGGUGUCUGUCACCCAGAGGAUGAUUAUGAGUAGGGAAGAAGCUGUUUAUUUAAUGUAGAGCUACUUUUUGUACAUCUGUGUUUUACUGUAUUUCUUUAUAUAUUAUUUACAAUGUUAAGUGUUUUUUAAACCAGGUUUGAAACAGUUUCUGCAUUUUUUUUUGCCCCUGGAACCUAAUUAUUUCAAUUUAACUAAUUUAAACUACAAUUCGUGGUGUCGUUUGACACCUUAUCUGUGAAUUAUCGAGACUCCACUGUACUGCCCUUUGAUAAAAAUCUGCUCUCACCUUUUUUCCAACAGUGGUUUAAGUGAUUAUCAUAUUUGUUUAGUGGAACAGAGGCUAGAUACUGCUUAUAAAUCCCCACUUUAGAGAGUCCGUAGUCUCUCAUAGGUACUGAAAGCUUGCUACCCCCUGAUCCUUAAAUAUCAUGGAUUUGGUAUUUGUUAUGACCAGUAGUGAGGUUUGAUUCAUGUGUUAUAAGAAACAAAUUACUGUAUAAACCAAUAAACAUAUUGUAAAUAUAA
Molecule: messenger RNA, 3115 nt
Organism: Homarus americanus (American lobster)
Lineage: Eukaryota; Metazoa; Arthropoda; Malacostraca; Decapoda; Nephropidae
Gene: rswl
Product: mitochondrial ribonuclease P protein 1 homolog
Exons: 8
Coding region: 270-1787 (505 amino acids)
Biological process (GO): mitochondrial tRNA 5'-end processing; positive regulation of mitochondrial translation
Cellular component (GO): mitochondrion; nucleoplasm; nucleus
Molecular function (GO): tRNA binding
Source: RefSeq, a predicted model, not a curated record